Messenger RNA from Talaromyces stipitatus ATCC 10500, 843 nucleotides. RefSeq lists its product as uncharacterized. The transcript is spliced from 2 exons. The coding region runs from base 1 to 843 and encodes 280 amino acids. The record is from RefSeq and is a predicted model, not a curated record. NCBI's taxonomy places the organism in Eukaryota, Fungi, Ascomycota, Eurotiomycetes, Eurotiales, Trichocomaceae.
AUGUCUUUUGAUUGGAGUAAGCCGGUGCCACCUAAGAAGCUAACAGCCAACGAGAAGGAUGCUCAAGCGUGGAUGAAGCAAUUCCAGGAGCAGAAGGCGCAAGCAGAUAAGUAUCGCAGAGAGGUCAAUUUUGAUAUCAGUGAUAAUGUUAUGGUCUCAACGAAGAGAUGGGAUACGGGACGGCCGAGUAAGAAGCUUGACCACCAGGCUGCCGGCCUAUUUCCUAUCGUGGGUAAGGUUGGCCACGCGUAUCAGUUGAGGUUGGAUGACGGUAUCAACGUGCAUCCAGUGUUCGCACUGGAGAAGCUGAGAAGAGCGUUGUCAUCCGAACCGCUUCCAGGGCAGAUUUUGGAUAAACCACCUCCAAUCGAAGUUAAUGAUCAGCAGGAAUGGGAAGUGGAUGAAAUCUUGGAUUCCAAGUUACGAUGGAGGAAGUUGCAUUACCGCGUUAAGUGGACUGGCCAUGACCCGGAUCCAAAAUGGUAUUUGGCAUCGAAUUUCAAGAACGCACCUCGACGACUGAAGGCCUUCCACGAACGAUAUCCAGAGAAGCCGGGACCUCCGGUGAAUCUACCGAAGUGGCUCGAAGCGGAGGAGAACGAUGUGUAUUUAGAUGACGACCCGUUGGAUGCGCAAGUUGCGGUUAUCGCUGAGGAUAAUGCUUCGUCUGGUGCUUGGGGGCAAGCACCUAUCGAAGGAGGGGAUAAUGUGACGGCUGGUGCUGAGGCUAUACAGAAGAUGGUGAGAUUUGCUGACUUGAGAGGUCUGGACAGAGGUCACGUGAUCAGGGUUGGGCGAGAAGGGGCACGUGAACGCGCCACUGAUAUCUGGGACCAGGGAUAG